GUUACAGAAAACAAAAAUGGCAGUGAACGCUAGCCAAGAGGACUUAUUGAAAUAUUUGCAGAAUCAGAUGACAUUUGACGAUUUUAAUCAACGGAUCGACGACUCGGAGCAGGUAUCAGGCGUCGUAAGUGAUGAGCCACAGCCUAGCCAUUCUGGCGCUCAUCCCGAACACAACUAUGCACAAAAUCAAGGGAUGCACAUGACAAGCGAUGAUGAUGAGGAAGAGGAGGAUGAUGAUGAUAGUGGCGAUGAAGAGGAAGACGGGGAGGAGGAUGUGAGUGCAUUUGAAGUAGAAAUGCGAUUUGACAGAGAACAACGAAAACAGCAACGUAAGAUGCAAAAAAGAAGAAACCGUGUUCCUAAAGCUCUGAGGGGAUUGAUGGGAGAAGCUAAUUUGCGCUUUGCACGAAGUGACCAUGAAGAUGCCAUUAAAAUGUGUAUGGAGAUUAUACGCCAAGCACCAAGUAGUUAUGAACCAUUUCAACUGCUAGGUAUGAUAUAUGAAGAUAAAGGAGACAUAGAAAGGUCAUUACAGUUUUCUUUGAUUGCUGCUCAUUUAAGUCCUCGUGAUGUUGAAGAGUGGAUCAAGUUGGCUGAAAUGUCGCUGGAACAAGAUAACAUUAAACAAGCCAUCCUGUGCUACAGUAAAGACUACAUAUAUUGUUGGAGAAAAAUGAUAAGGACAUCUUCUUAUGAGAGUGGUAGAAAGACUUACCACAGGAUGGGUGAUACGCAGCAAGCAAUCGAUGCAAUGCAGAAAGCUGUGGAGAAUCACCCAGAUCUUAUCAGUUCUGAAGACGUGAAUAUAUCCAGUGAGCUGUGUAUGUCAAUGAAACAGUAUGACACAGCUUUGCAGAUCCUUUGCAGACACUGUGGGGUAGUUAUUCAGCAAAGAACGGUGGAUCAGCUGGAAUCUUUAGAUCAAAUCGACAUUCAUGAUGUAAUCGUACCAGCAGAGAUACCCAUUGACCUAAGAAUUAAACUAGCUAUAUGUUUGCUGCAUACAAAACACACUAAGCCUAUACAGACUAUCUUGGCACCAUUAUUUGAAGAGAGUCCGGAUGAAAUGGGUGAUCUGUAUUUAGACAUAGCUGAAGCCUAUAUAGAUGUCGGUAUGUACAAAGAAGCCAAACCAAUUCUUGCAUUGCUAGUGAACUCUGAGAAGUACAAUCUGGCAGCUGUUUGGUUGCGGUAUGCAGAAUGUGUAAAUUGUCUUGGAGAACUUCAGUUGGCAUCAGUGUGCUAUCAUAAAGUAAUAAAGUUAGCACCAUCGCAUUUAGAAGCUCGCCUGGCUUUGUCAGCCAUUGAGCAGCAGCUUGGACAUACAGACCAAGCAUUGCAAGUACUUUCACAGGAUAUCAGUGAAACCAUGGAAACAGAAGGUGAAGAGGAGGAGGUUGUUCUAGGACAAGAUAUCCAGUUACUACAUCACAAGUGUCGGAUCCUACAGUCACAAUCAAGAACAGAGGAGUUUAUAGAAAAUGCACUUCUAUUAAUGGCAUACUACUUCAAAGAUGUCAAACCUGAGGAAAGUUUACGGGAGAUUUUUGGGAAAAUCAGCCACAAGAAAAGAAGGUACUAUUUACAGAAAUCGCCAAGGCUUCACAGAAAAAUUGUGUUAAGUGGCAGCAUGAGUAGUGUGACCAAAGAAGAAUGGUGGUCUCUUUAUUAUAGACUGUGUGAGACUUUAAGAGAAACAAAGCAAUUCAAAUUACUUGAAGAACUUGCUGCUACAGGAUAUGCCUCAACACAGUUUGCAAAGGAACCAGCUAAAAUAAAGGAGUUAGAUUAUAUUUGUUUAUUAGCUCACUAUUUCAAUCACAAUUAUAGGCUGGCGUAUAAUUUCAUCCGACCAAUGAUUAUGGAGAAGCCAGAAAGUACACAACUGUGGAAUCUAUUUGCUCAGAUUAUCCUGCACACUCAUGACUCCAGACAUAAUAAGUUUUGUCUUCGGUUAAUGCUGAAGCAUUCCGACAAUCUUGCAUUGUGUAUCUUGAAUGGCCACAAUGCUUUCCUCUCAGGAAGCCUGAAACAUGCACUAGGUGAAUAUGUACGAGGAUUCAGCAUUGACAGAAAUAAUGCGAUGUUGGCAAUGUGUAUUGGGUUAACUUUUAUGCAGAUGGCUUCUCAGAAAUAUGCUGUAAAACGUCAUUCUCUUAUUGUUCAGGGCUUUGCAUUUCUACAACGAUACCUAGACAUGAGAGGAGAGUGCCAAGAGUCCUACUAUAAUCUUGGAAGGGCGUUUCACCAGUUGGGACUUGUACAUCUGGCAAUUCACUAUUACAAGAAAUCCCUUUCACUGCCGAAAGUCGUAGAUGAUGGUGACUACUUUGAUCUCAGGAAGGAGAGUGCUUAUAACUUGUCCCUGAUUUACCAGAGCAGUGGAUCUUUUGAGCUUGCCAGAGAAAUGCUAUUACAACAUUGUGUUGUCUGAUGUUUGUCUGACAAGACUUUCUAACUUCUUUUAUAUUCAAUUACUACUUGCGAUGUUUGGUCCUUCAAGUAUUUUGGUGCCAACAUUUGUCAAGUAAAUAAGUGGGAAAGUAUACUAAAACGAGAUGCAUGGAGUAGGGCAUAUCGUCAUCACAAUGAUGCUGGAGCCCUGUUCUGCCAUAUUCACGCCAAAAGGAGGUAAUAUGAAAACAUAAUAUGGC
Saccoglossus kowalevskii is the source of this 2654-nucleotide messenger RNA. RefSeq names its product general transcription factor 3C polypeptide 3-like. Lineage: Eukaryota; Metazoa; Hemichordata; Enteropneusta; Harrimaniidae. Gene Ontology annotation, cellular component: transcription factor TFIIIC complex. Gene Ontology annotation, biological process: transcription by RNA polymerase III. The record is from RefSeq and is a predicted model, not a curated record. Gene Ontology annotation, molecular function: protein binding.